Messenger RNA from Arthroderma uncinatum, 5391 nucleotides. RefSeq lists its product as uncharacterized. The transcript has 7 exons. Gene Ontology annotation, cellular component: nuclear RNA-directed RNA polymerase complex. NCBI's taxonomy places the organism in Eukaryota, Fungi, Ascomycota, Eurotiomycetes, Onygenales, Arthrodermataceae. Gene Ontology annotation, molecular function: RNA-directed RNA polymerase activity. The record is from RefSeq and is a predicted model, not a curated record. Gene Ontology annotation, biological process: siRNA processing. The coding region runs from base 1 to 5391 and encodes 1796 amino acids.
AUGAACUACUCCAAUGGCUACGGCCGUCCCCAGGCUGGUUUUCCGCCCGGAAUAUACGCCCAAAGCCCACGGUCUUCAGCCUCUGCCAUGAUGGAGCGCGUCAAACCAUCGCAUUUGGCCCCAAUAUGGCUUUCAUGGGAGUCUCUCGCGCUCACUUCUUCGAACUUACCCCUCAACGUAUCUACACUCACUCUUUGGAAGUCCUUCAGUACCUGUGGAACUGUCGAUUUCAUUGAAUUGUUCGAGGACAAUCGUGGCAAUAGAGAAGGAAGAGCUAGAAUUCGUUUCAAACCGCCACCAAAGGAGCGUUUCUGGCUCGACGGGCGGCAUAUGCUGGAGCUAGACGAUGGCCAACGUAUCGUUAUUCCUGUCCGUGUUGAUACCUUCAGACGGAGAAAGGAAGUACCCAGCCCAGUGGACCCGAAUACCCUCUAUCCUCUAGAUCUCGAAGCUGUGGGUAGAUCUUUGGACAUUGGCUGCCUUUCCGGCCCUCAAUCCAUGCUCACAAUGAGGACAAUCACCGCCAGCUUCCAAGAUCAUAUUCGCUUCGUUGCAAAUUUGCAACGUCGAGAAAUCAACAUCUUCUUCCAGAUGACGAAACUGGAUGCUCGUUCAUCUAUUGGCUCUCCACCAAUAAUUCAAAACUACCGUAUCCGCAUCCCAUUUGUCCACCUCUCGCGUAUUCAGCGUAUAUCCGAGGGCGAGGAAGUAUCUUUUAUUAUCUCAUUAGAUUCUCCGCCAUUAUAUCACCGGAAAUUACAAGAUGUUACGUCAACUUUCUCCGAGACUGAAAAUAUGUGGCGGUCUGACGAUACUUGGUACCGCCAAACUGAUAUCGUCCACAACCCAGAAGAUCUGAUACAUGCCAAAACUAGCCUUAGAAAGGCCCAGCCUGUCAUCAAUAUUGGGCGUUGGACAACCUUUAGACUCACAUUCCACCUCCCCGACGAGGAUAAUGUUAAGAAUCUAAAAACGCUUAGCAAGAUCCUGAAGGACUUCAAUGUCGAGGUCAUCGACGUUAACGAUUUUACGUUUGAGAGACAGUCCCCCACAGCGCCUCUUGCAUGGCGGUGGAUUGAUCCUCCUUCCACUUAUGCGUCCAAACGUACCUCAUCACUCGAGGAUCUCGCAGAGAACGAAUAUACCCAUAUUUCAUAUGCCGUGCGGUACCAACUUGAAGUAUGCAUUUCUCAUGGCUACCUAAGCGAAUAUACCAUAAACCAGGAAUUUGCCAAACGACUUAAAUCCCUUGGAGAACGCGAUGCUAGAGAUUUACUAGAGUAUAUCGCCCAUGAAAAAGUUGUGUAUAAUGACCCAAUGAAGAUAUUUAAUAUUGAGUUCUUCUCUGGUGUCACCAAUCGAAGAAUCCCGAAAUAUUGUUGUUACAUGCGAUCAGCAACUGUGACCCCCUCCACGAUCUAUUUCCACACGCCUACAGUCGAUACAUCCAAUCGUGUCAUAAGGCACUACAUUGAGUAUGCAGACCGGUUCCUUCGCAUUCGCUUCACAGAUGAGAAGUAUGAAGGGAGAAUUAAUUCAACCUACAACAAUUGCAUGGAUGAGGUAUUCACACGCGUAAAGCGGACAAUGACGAAUGGAAUCACCGUAGGAGAUCGACACUACGAAUUCCUGGCCUUUGGAAACUCUCAAUUCCGAGAACAUGGUGCAUACUUCUUCGCGUCCUUGCCCAACCUUACUGCCGCCAACAUUCGCGCAUGGAUGGGUCAUUUCAGUGAUAUCAAGAUCGUUGCAAAGCACGCUGCUCGAUUGGGUCAAUGCUUUUCAACUACGAGAGCAGUCACUGGCUGUCCAGUGACUGUCCGAGAAAUUGAUGAGAUUGAGCGUAAUGGGUUCACAUUCUCAGAUGGAGUAGGCCGUAUAUCCAAAUUCCUGGCACAGAUGAUUAUGACUGAAUUUAAGCUGCGAACACCGUCCGAGGAGCCUCCCUCAGUAUUUCAGUUUCGACUUGGGGGUUGCAAAGGAAUUCUUACUGUCUCUCCCGAGGCUCAGCGCCGAGAAGUUCACAUCCGGAAAAGUCAGUAUAAAUUUGCAGCAGUUCACAAUGGUCUCGAGAUAAUUAGGCAUUCUCAAUUUGCGAAUUCUAGUCUUAACCGUCAACUCAUUGUGGUUUUAUCGGCACUGGGGGUGACAGACGAUAUUUUCAUCAAAAAGUUACGCUUAAUGCUUGAGAAUCUACAAGCUGCAAUGACAAGUGAGACGAAGGCGAUGGCUUUACUCCAAAAAUAUGUUGAUCCCAACCAGAUGACCAUUUUAAUUGCACACAUGGUCCACGACGGUUUCCAGGCUUCUCGCGAUCCAUUCCUUACAUCGCUACUGGAGUUGUGGCGUGCAUGGCAAAUCAAAUACCUCAAGGAGAAAGCAAAAAUUGUCAUCGAGGACGGAGCUUGCUUAUUUGGCUGCCUUGAUGAGACUGCAACAUUGAAGGGCUAUUACGAGAAGAAGCGCCCUGCAGCCGAUGCAACCUACGAGGAGAGAUUAGAUCAUCUUCCGGAAAUUUUCGUGCAGGUGUUCCGUGCUGAAGAAGAGAAGAAAUAUACCAUCAUCGAAGGGCCGUGUAUUCUGGCGAGAAAUCCUUCGCUGCACCCAGGAGAUAUACGUGUUGUUAGAGCCGUCAAUGUCCCGGCACUCCAUCACCUAAAGGACGUUAUCGUUUUUCCGCAGACUGGUGACCGCGACAUUUCAAGCACAUGUUCAGGUGGUGAUUUAGAUGGUGAUGACUACAUCGUCAUAUGGGAUCAAGAUCUUGUACCAACGCCUAAAGAUUGGUUCCGCGAACCGAUGGAUUAUACAGCAUCUAACGCCCAGAGCCUGACCCGUGGUGUCACUGUCAAUGAUAUAACUUCGUUCUUCGUCACCUAUAUGAAGAAUGACCGCCUACCACAAAUUGCCCAUGCGCACCUUGCCCUUGCGGAUUAUUUGGAGGACGGAGUAGACGAUGAAAGAUGCAUCCAGCUAGCGCAGCUACACUCUGCAGCUGUCGAUUACAACAAGAGCGGAAUUCCAGCUAACAUGUCUAGGGACCUGGUUCCAAGGAAGUGGCCACAUUUCAUGGAGAAGAAGUACAAACCGAAAGAAGCGCAAUAUCAGUCGAAGAAGAUCCUCGGUCAACUUUACGACAUCGUCGAACGCGUUGACUUCCGGCCCAAGCUAGAAGCCCCCUUUGAUGAGCGUAUCCUCAACUGCGAAAUUGCUGUCAGCGAAGAUAUUUUAAAGAUUGCAAAGAAGAUGAAGGUUCUUUACGACGCUGAUAUGCGUAGGAUUAUGGCACAGCACGAAAUUAAAACUGAGUUCGAAGUUUGGUCGACCUUCGUGCUGGGGCACGCGAACAUGAGCAAGGACUAUAAAUUCCACGAGGAGCUUGGACAGAUCUCGUCUGCACUACGCGACCGCUUUUUAAAGAUGUGUCACGAUGAAGCAGGCGGAAAAGAUUUCCAGCAUCUUGCUCCUUUGGCAAUUGCAAUGUAUAGGGUGACAGCUGAGCAGGUGGCGAACGCUUUGGGCAAAGGAGAACCCUUCGAGGGGCCUAGUGACAUCCAUGGUACCAAAAGGGAGUACAGGCGUCCUAAUGAUGACCAGUUGCCUCUGAUCAGUUUUCCCUGGGUACUUCACCAUGUGCUUGGAAAGAUCGCCAACCGCCACUUCGAUGAUACAGGAAUCAACGACGCCGGAGGAAAAUUGGCAACGUGGUCCUCAAAGGCCUACGAGCAAUCGAGAAUUCGACGAACUCAGGGUGUUGAUGACGCUUCACAUGACGUCGAAACGGCUGGAGGAAUACAGCAUGCUGGGGAAGUUUUAGAACUCUUCCAGGAGGACUUGGACUUCGACCCCUUUGGCGGUCUUGGGGAUGCAUUUGAACCAAAUGAAGUGGGCAAAGAAACAAAGGGUCCGACAAUCAGCAUAGAGACAAACAGGACAGUGCCACAAUUAGACACAGAGCACUCCGAUAGCUUAAUCGACUUGGAUGACGACAUACUCACCCCCACGACUCCCUCCACACUAGAAUCAACAAGCCGACGAGGGUCAGUCCCAAUCGAGGAGGGUUCGAGUCUACUGGAUAUUUGCGAUGAAACCUCUCCAGUCAUAUCUCCCGAGCAAGAAGUUACGCAGUCAAAUAUCCAAGCAGUGCCCUUGCAACCGCAGGACCAGAAGAGUCAAUCUUCAUUGGCAAAGAUGGACACAGUACCUUCGUUCCUCGAUGCCACCAUCGAGGGCGAAGUGCUGUUCGAAGACGAAGAAGUGGAGGAAAUCAUGGAUGAGAUGAUGGAGGACGAUGGUGAUGUUAAUCCGUCUGCACGUCGAGGAAAUAUUGAUGGCCUAGAAGGCGACGUUGGGCUUGAAGGGGGAGAUAAUGAGGGCAGAGCUGCUAAAAAGCGCAAGGUUGUGCUUGUUAGCUUCCUACGUGGAUGGGAGUUCUGGAGAGCAGAAGCAAGGAGGGUGGGCCUCGAUUUGAAUAAGCUAGUUAGAGAGGGAAGAUUCUCGUUCGUCGACGGAGUAACAGAUCUAUUCUCUCCUGUGCUUGCACCACAGUCGCCGAAGCCUAUAGUGCCAGGAGGAGCGUUGGCUCCCUUGUCCCGACCUCGAAAAAGCUCAGUCUCAUCGCCGUCUUUUCCAUUGCCAGAUAGAACACCUCCAAGCCCAUCACAAGCUUCUCGCGCCCCUAGGCCAGGCCAUAUAUCUCUAUCUGGACGAGUCAACCCGUUGCUUGCUCGCCCAACCCCUCCUACGCCUCCUAUUUCUGCCACACCUUCUACAACAUUUGCUUCAAAUACACCGACUUCCGGAGGUGACAGUCACCGGAAUCCGAAUACAAGAACGCUCCGUUGGGCAGCCACUCCGGGAAACGAUGGUGGCCUGGAUGGAGUCGAGAAGGUCAUUGCCUCUGCAAUAGAUGAUCUCUGCAGAGGACAGAUGAAUGGGGAUAGGUCUGAACAAGCUGGAGAGGAUGAGGUCCUUCUUGUUCUCGACCAGCCGGAUUUUCUACUUGCCGCAACAGGCUCUAGUAUGCGUGUUGGUGCCACUGAGAUGGGCGAAUUGAUCAUGGGAUUGAGACGUCUCGUCCAUUCUACGAUAGUUACUGUGGCGGCUGAUUCACCACUUAUGCACAGUUCCCAACAGCCCACGCCGUUGGAGAUAGAACACUCGGCAUUAGUAGUUUCAUUAGCCCACCAAGCACAGAUGGUUCUGCAGCUGAGAGGGCUAGACACCGGCGUGGCGAGGGAUGUUAGUGGAGUGUUGCGUGUGAGCAAAGGGGGGCCGUUGGCAGAUACAGAUACCCUUAAGAACGAGGAAGGUGGAAGCUGGGAAGAGAGAGAAGUUCUGUACUUCGUCCAGGGGGACGGAUCAGUGAAGGUAUUCGGGCGUGGUGAAUAG